Messenger RNA from Toxorhynchites rutilus septentrionalis, 2888 nucleotides. RefSeq names its product mediator of RNA polymerase II transcription subunit 16 (gene MED16). Gene Ontology annotation, cellular component: mediator complex. The coding region runs from base 200 to 2662 and encodes 820 amino acids. Lineage: Eukaryota; Metazoa; Arthropoda; Insecta; Diptera; Culicidae. The record is from RefSeq and is a predicted model, not a curated record. The transcript is spliced from 6 exons. Gene Ontology annotation, biological process: positive regulation of DNA-templated transcription.
UCAAACGUACGCCCAUGAUUUGUUUAACAACACAAAUUCUCCCGUUGUUCCACUUCUUCUUUUUUGGGUUCCGCAUCGCCUGGGAAAUUGACAGUCGGUUUUUCAAUUUGGAGUGCAGCGACAAUUUAGUUAUUAGAGGAGUCAAAGGAAUUAGUUUGAUAUACCAGCGGUGCUUAGUCCUAAAGUUUAGCUCUAAACAAUGGAUCUUCUCUAUACAACCCACCGUAAAUGGAAUGCAAACAGCUUUAGUUUAGCGGAAACACAACAAAACUUCGAACAGUUCAGCAUAACAUCCUCAUGCAACGUUCUUGCUUUCACAACGACGAAUGAGCUGACGGAACUAUCGCCUAUCCAAGGCUGGGGCUUCCACAUAUAUGUGGCAGAUUUGAAUACUCCGUGGUUUCCCUAUAAAGUUACCUCCAACAAGUACCCCAUCUCAAUUCUGGACUGGGAUGUGACGGGACGAUAUUUGCUGGUCGGAGACCGCAACGGUAACAUCAAGAUAUUUGUGCAAAAAGACAACCUGCUGUCGGAGUGGAAGGUGCUCUACAGGACGAAAUUUCCUGGCGAAAAUAUAAUUGCGGCAGUGUUCUUUCACAAUGGGCGAAAAAUGAACCUCCAAUCGGAUAAAAAAGAUCAAUAUUUGUAUUUGGAGAAGUUUUCAAAAGUCAAGUUCACUGGCAGCGUGAGACAGUUCGGUGGCGUUCCGGUGAACGGGGUAUUGAUAGUGUCGGCCACCGGUAUGCUGGGAGCUUUCAUCAUUCCGUCGGAGUCCAACGUAAACAUUCAGAAAGUUCAAGAACCAGUCACGCUGACACCGGUCACGGAAAGUCUCGCAGUGACGAGGAAUUUCUACACCACCGCGGACAUUUGCUGCACGAAAAAUGGCCACUUUAUGGUUGCCGUGGGCAAUGAGGAUACGAAAUCGGCGAACUCUAGCAUGAUUCAAUGUUUCCGAGUUGUGGUGAAAAAAGUUGGCGAAACACUCGAAAUAAGCAGUUCCGUCCUUCCCAGCUUUUUCGUAGCGGAGGGGUUAGGGAAAGAUCUGAAGGACCUACGGGUGGCUCGGGUGAAAUGGGUUUUCAACGAGGAUGCCGAUUCUUUGAUUGUGGCUUCGAACCAUUCCGGUGGAGGGUGUUUAAUAGAACAGUGGGAGCUGACCGAGGAAUCUCUCCCAAUACACAAGCUGUUUCAAAGCAGCAAAAAUGAGGCCUUCAAGACGAUUCUUUGGGUCAGCAAGAAUCAAUACCGGUAUAACACAAAAGUGGUGAAGAUUUGCACGACCCGGUUGAACUUUCUUAGCAGCUCUUUCAUCUAUUUGGCCAUGAGCGAUAACAGUAUUCACUGCCUGCAGAGAGAUACUUUCAAGCGAUUGACUUGUACGAACAUCAUUUCGAUCCGUGACCCGAACGACCACUCUAACAAGCAAAUAAAACUGGGCGUCAAAAUCGGAGCUAUUAAUAUAUCCUAUUUGGGACAUCUUUUCAUCGCAUUGGAUACUUUCGGUCAAUUGUAUGUGUAUCGAUGCAAUUUCAUUUGCCAGGAUCAACUGGGGACUCCUGCUUUGAUUGUCCAAACCGUCAAUUUGUUAGAAUAUUGUUUGGUCACUGGAUUCGAUAGUCUGGAUAUUCUUCUGACUCUUAAAAUUCAAAUAUUGGAUAACAUUCUGGAACGCUUGACCGAGAACUUUCAUCGGCAGCCUUCGAAUGUGCAGCAGUAUUACUAUGUGAAUUUUCUUACAAUGAAAAUCGCUCUGUACAGACUGUCGAUACCUGGACAACAGAAGGCUCACGAUUUGUCGAACCUGUUGAUUCUCCAUUCGAUUCUUAUCGCGUUCAAGAGCUUGUUGCGUCCGUCAGAUCUAACUUCGCAUGAUAAGGGCCCGGCAGAGAAUCUGGCCAUGGUUCUUUCCGAAUCGGUCCCGGACGUCGACAAAGUGCUGCUCAAUUUGGAAGCAAAAGAUUUUACGAUGGAGCGUUCCACUUUGCAAAGUUUGCAGCAGCUGAUUCAGUGGGUUGCUGAUCUUGCGCUGAAUAUCCUUGCCAAACUUCCAGAAAAUCGUUCGUUCAUGUCCAAUAAAUCCCAAGGAUAUGAUAUCAGCAAAGAUAUCGUCGCAUUGAAUAGCAUCCGCGAGCUACUCGUAAUGAUUCGCAUUUGGGGCUUACUGAACCCACAAUGUCUUCCCAUAUUUUCCUGCUCGGCGGACAAUUUGGACAUCCUGUUGACGCUGUUCCGGUUGCUCACGAAACUUUCGCUGAAUCCAAACGAACCGGAUGACCUGCUGCUCGACGAGUGUUGUCUUCUUCCCAAUCAAGUGCUGAUUCCACAGUUGCAGUUCGUACCCUCGCGAACGAUGAUUGCUUCUCCCCUUCUUCCGCAUGUCAGUUUGCCCGUGAUGUGUGAUUAUGGCGUAGAGAAUGAAGUGCUCAAAUUCUGUCCAGAGGUACCAAUCGUGGAGGGAGGACUCUCAAACGAUAAUGUGAUCGAUUCGGUGAUGUACCUGCAGCUCGGUCGUAGGCCAGCAUCGUUGCGCCGCUGCACCCGGUGUGGAUCCUGCAGCAGUGUGGUUAGCGUUGCCAAAACAGCUGCCAUGAAGGCCUGGGAACAGCGAUGGAUUGAUAAGUGCCGAUGUAAUGGCUUCUGGAGACUUGAAGUAGCCUGAAUACGCUUGACGGGACACGGGACAAAGAUGGCAUGCCGCAAAACGGUACAAAUGGUUACAAAAUUACAGCAAACAAUUAAUAACUGUCAGUAUGCGUUUAUUGAUUUCGGAAUCACUUCAUUGUCAGUUUUAUCCAUAUGUUUAUACUGCAUAAUACGCAAUUUUAUAUGAACUACAAUAAAGGGAUAGUUUAUAGUUUAUAUUUAAUAAAAGUAUAAAUUUUUCA